This is a messenger RNA of Xenia sp. Carnegie-2017, 1602 nucleotides long. RefSeq lists its product as uncharacterized. Lineage: Eukaryota; Metazoa; Cnidaria; Anthozoa; Malacalcyonacea; Xeniidae. The transcript has 9 exons. The record is from RefSeq and is a predicted model, not a curated record. The coding region runs from base 1 to 1602 and encodes 533 amino acids.
AUGAGGUACUUGAAUGGAAUAUGUGUUGACUCGACAAAUGGGGUUUAUCUUGUGAGGAAACAACUUAGUGGAACAGAUCAUCCCAUUCAUUGUCAAUUUAAAACCACAAACUCUCCUUCUAUUGCAUGUAGUGUUGAUACAUGUCGUCAACUUAGCGAAACUGCUUCAAGAAGUGGUCAAGCAAAUUUUCUUUGUGAUCAUGUGCAGUCUACAUAUUUUAUUGGGACGUCAACUGUUGUUGAUCAUUUAAGAGAAGAUUCUCUUGAUUAUAUAGUGAACACUUUGAAAUGGUUGAAAUUUGAACGGAGGUCUGAAUGUCUGCAGUGGCAGAAACAAGCUAAUGACAAGAAUACCCCACUUGUUGUUCAGAUGCCUGUCACACCUGAUUCCUCCAAUCUGGGCAAUUGGACAGUGGCAUCCCUCUGUUGUUGGCACCACCCACCAAUUGAUGAUGAAAUUGGUGAAGAUUUAAGUUUACCAGAACCAGAAGAUAAUGCUGUUGAAGACGUUCUACUUGAAAAUCAAAAUCAAAUUUCCCUAUCUGGCAGCUUUUUUUAUCCUCCUUCUGGAGAUGUGGCUGCAAAGUUUGUUGAAUACCUGUUUGCUGAAAAGAAAAUCCCUUCACACCUUCCUUUGACAUUAACUGUGGAAAAGGAACAAUUUGCUAAAAGUUACCUUCCUGUAGAAACCAUCUGUUUUUAUUGUAAAUCACCACUAACUGAGCCACACUGUGUAACAAGAAAUGCAAAGUUGGUAACUAUGAAAGGGAUUAUUGAAGGAAUUUCGCUGUUUGCAAAGUUUUGUGUCGAGUGCAAGAUACCGUACAGAUACCAGGAGUAUUCAGCUGGUGUUCACAAUUUUAAUGACAACUGGCUUUUAAGUUUGGGAAUAUGUGAUAUGAUCAGAAAACAUCUUCAGGUUCACAACGCUGUCAGUCGCACUGUUGAGGCAAUUGAAAACUGGCUGCAGUUGCGACCAUUUCAGUUACCACGUGGUCAAAUGAUGAACGCGUAUCUUCACUUUGAAGCUCUCUCAGAUCAUGACUAUGGGUUUUCUUGUGUUUUGUGUGGACACUUUCCUCCCUUUAGUGAACUUCAGUUGCCAGACCCCGAAUCCGAUGCUCCUGCAGAUGAAGUGGACGCUGAAAAGUACUGGCAACAAGUGAACUGUGGGAUCUUAUACAGAGGAGUAUUGAGAGAAAUCAAGCCUUCAUAUAAGUUUUGGGCCCCAUAUAUUGGCCCAAAAUGCAGAAGAGGAAGGAAACUUUUUAAUACCGAAUACAUGAAAGCGUAUCAUAAACAAAACCUAACAUCAGCUGGGGCUACAUCUGAUGAAUGUUCAAUUGAAAAGCUCAUGGAUUUGUUCUGUGAAGGAAAAGUACCUGUUAUAAGAGAAAUGGCCAGAAGUUUAAAUGUGAGCGACAAGGGGUCGAAACUUGAUAUAAUUAACCGUAUAAAAUCUGUUUUGAAUAUCGAAGAAACGUUUCUUAAACUUUUCUCAAAGAUGUGGGGUGGUUCAGCUUACAAAAAAUUCAUCAAAUGGUUUCCUUUUUCGGGCAAAAGGUUCAGGUUCAAUUCCUGUCUGAUGACGUAUGUGAGUUAG